AUGGAUGUCCUCUUUGUAGCCAUUCUUGCUGUGCCGCUCAUCCUGGGACAAGAAUAUGAGGAUGGAGAAGAACUGGAAGAGGAUGAGUAUUACCAGGUGAUCUAUUAUUACACAAUCACCCCCAGCUACGAUGACUUUAGUGUGAACUUCACUGUUGAUUACUCUAUGUUUGAGCCAGAGAACACAGUGAACAGGUUGGAUGAGAAGGUGGAAGCAUCAGAGACUACCAUUAGUUAUGAAACAGACCGCGCUGACCAUCAGAAGCCUGUAACAGAGAAACCAAUGACAAUGGAACCACAGAGUCCAGAUCUGAAUGAUGCUGUAUCCCGUCUGCAGAGUUCUGGUUCACUCCUUCUGUUCUGGGCCCUCGUUCGGGGGGGGAUUUAUCUCCUGUAA
Rangifer tarandus platyrhynchus (Svalbard reindeer) is the source of this 396-nucleotide messenger RNA. The record is from the annotation of a GenBank genome assembly. Lineage: Eukaryota; Metazoa; Chordata; Mammalia; Artiodactyla; Cervidae.